Trichobilharzia szidati is the source of this 2354-nucleotide messenger RNA. The record is from the annotation of a GenBank genome assembly. Lineage: Eukaryota; Metazoa; Platyhelminthes; Trematoda; Strigeidida; Schistosomatidae.
GUCAUUAAUUAUGCGACCUUAAGAGUAAACCGACGUGAUGACUGUGAGCUACGGUAGUGUCAUAGCAACUGUUAAGUACGGGUCGUUUUUUCGUCUUCUGUUUCGUUGGCGUGGAAGUCUUUAUAAGUUAGUAUGGCCAGGACUUCUGGUUUACUGUCUUUGUUACGCCUUGGUAGCUAUCGCAUAUAACGCAAUUCCAGACAGACCGGAAUAUUACAAUGCGAAGUUGAUGUUUGUUAGAAUAUGUUACUACGCUGGACGAGUAGCAAAUGCUGUUCCAUUAUCUUUCGUCCUUGCAUUUUAUGUGAAUUUGGUAGUGGACCGGUGGUGGCAGCAGUUCCUCGCAUUGCCAACUCCAGAUGCUGUAUGCCUGCUUGUUUCAGCAUAUAUAGGUGAAAGCUCGGAUUCGAGAGAGCAGAAAUUUUCAGCAACUGAUAUCGAAAAACCACUGGUUUAUAGGAGGACAAUUACUCGUUAUAUUAAUUUGGCUUCUGCUCUGUGUUUUCGCUCAAUAUCUGUUGGUAUGAAACAGAGAUUCCCAACACUGGAUAGCAUGGUUGCGGGCGGUUUAAUGACUGAGCAAGAGAUGGAAAUCUAUUCUAAAUUAGAUGAUUCAACAAACUGCUUCUUUGUCCCACUCGUUUGGGCCAUAUCCCUAAUUUCGAAAGCACGUGAAGAAAGGAUGAUAAUUGAUGAUCGACAUGUAGAUGCAAUGGUAACUCAAGUGGUCAAUUUCUGGGAAAAGCUAUAUACAUUGUGUAUGUACGAUUGGGUUAACGUACCUUUGGUUUACAAUCAAGUUGUAGCUCUAGCUGUGUACAUUUACUUCGGUGUUACAAUCUUCGCUCAUCAAUUUAUCGAUGUUUCUGUAAUCAUAAAAGCUGCCAACUUAAAAAUAAAUACAUCAAGUAUAACAACACCCAACAGUAGUAUUGUCGGGAAUCCAAUCAAUGUUUUCAGUAAUCUGUCUGCUCUGUUACCACCAUCAUCUGACAACAGUACUAAUAGUAUGCCAUUCCUUCAGGUGUAUCCAAAUUUUCCGCUAUUCACAAUUCUUUCAUUCAUUUUCUACAAUGGUUGGCUUAAAGUGGCUGAAUCACUUGUCUCACCUUUCGGUGAUGAUGAUGAUGAUUUUGAAGCUGUUCCUUUAUUGGAGAGAAAUUUGAAUGCCAGUUUAUAUUUUGUAGAUGCCAGUAUUUCAAAUCCUGAUUUAAUUCCUCAUUUAGUAAAAACUGUCUGUAGAAUUGAUGUUGAUGAUUAUGAUAAUGACGGUUAUUCUAGUACAGGUAAUGAUGGUGAUGGUUAUAGCCGAUCGACUACACCAGCAGGUCGCCGAACAAUGCAAAGUUUUCGAUCAAGAGCUGAUAGUCAAAGGAGUAGUGUUAUGUCACCUGGCUAUCCUGAUCCUAGAUAUUUCCCACCUUCACCAGCAACUUUAAGAUCAAUUAUGGAUAAUGAUAUUCCUUAUUUGCCACCUAGUCGUCAACGUAAACAGUCACAUACAGCCUUUAAAGGAUCUCUCGCUGUACUGGCAAAUCCAAAAGAAAGUGAUUCAAUGAAUUUACAAAUCAACUCUCCCUACCUUGAUACUGAUCAGGGCGGUGAACAUCUAAGUCCGGAUACCUUAAUUGCUUCAAUGGAAUCGUCUAUUCACCGAUUAGGAUCUAGGCUGAAGAAAUUCUCACACGUUCUACCAGGUCCUUCAUCAGUGCAUGGAGUAGUCCGUCGCACUCCAAGAUCUGCAAAUCUACCGAGGACAGAAAGUUUUGCAUCUUUUCAAAGUGAUACUAUACCUGAAUAGUUUGUUUGUUAUUAACAGAGAUACCUUCCUGCGCCUUAUUUCUGUUUGUUACUUCUCCAAGCAUUUGUUCAAGAUAUACUUUAUUGUAUUGUUCAUCUGAAGAGAAAACCAACCAAACAAACAAACAGUAUACCAUUUGCUUAACGUGUGGCUGUGUUGCUCUUUCUGUAAAUUCAGAGCUUUGAUGCGAUUGAACAGGUUAACUGUGUUUUUUUGUUUGUUUGUUCACCUGUUUUGAAUUCUUGUACAUUCUAACUUAAAUUCUCCUUUCAUUCAACCACUACUGAUAAUGCUUAAUCUAUUUUCAGAUCUUGUGUACUGAUUUUUAUCUUACUAUAUAUUCAAGAAAACAGUUUCUAAUUUCUUAAAUAGCGUAGUUACUUGCUGUUUCUUUUUCUUUCUUCAUGUUAACCAGAUUUUCCGCACACGGAUUUUGUGUUGAGAAGCCAGAUUUUCUAUUGUCAUUGAAUGUGUUGCUUCAAAGAAAUAUUUCACUAAUCGGGAGGAUUAGUUGUCGAUUACAUCGUAGGAUACCAGAUAUUCAUUAGACGAC